Brachypodium distachyon (stiff brome) is the source of this 2130-nucleotide messenger RNA. Its product is annotated as tyrosine--tRNA ligase 1, cytoplasmic. The record is from RefSeq and is a predicted model, not a curated record. Gene Ontology annotation, biological process: tRNA aminoacylation for protein translation. The transcript is spliced from 11 exons. The coding region runs from base 1112 to 1753 and encodes 213 amino acids. Gene Ontology annotation, molecular function: ATP binding; tyrosine-tRNA ligase activity. NCBI's taxonomy places the organism in Eukaryota, Viridiplantae, Streptophyta, Magnoliopsida, Poales, Poaceae.
GGUGACGGUGAUCUGUAGCGGGUAACUUGGCGGAGCGAUGAAUUGCCUCUUCAGCAGCAGAAAUCUGCGCAGCAAUCCUGGCUUCCUGGUCUCUGGAUGGAUUUCGGUUAGAACUUCGUUUGUCAGAUGUUUCUGUUAACUCGCGAGGUGCACUUUGCUCUCGAUGUACCAUGUUCGGAUGACGUGGUCACGCAACGGAGCUACGAAUCCAUGCACGACACGGGUGGGCAUCGCAUCGCAAUGCCAACAUAAACAACUCCUGAGUCCUGACUGAACAUCUCCCGAGUCAGGUUUAUAUUCCUAAGGCAAACCACGGCGGCUGCUCGAGGUCCACGAAGGCAGGCGCGGAGGCUGCGGCCGCCGGCCGGAUUAAUCGGCAGCGUCUGGAUUUUGCUCUCCCAUAAUCCCAUAUGGAGGCAAUAUUAGCUAGGGUAUAUGCACUGGUGGCCAAUGGAUGCAAGCGCCCGAUGAAUAGGUAUUUCCAGGUCUCCGCCUCGCCGGGCCGCUGCUCCACCAUGCCACAGCAGCUCCGUCACCUCUGCCUUAGGCCGGAACAAUCGGAAAAUCCUCCAGAAGGACAGCACCGACAAAAUAAUAGCGGGCGAGCUCCAUCAAGUCCGGCCGACAUACCUGAAGAAAACUGGAGCAUGCAGCACAAUAAUAUCACCGUGGAGAAUUCUGCUGAUCCUGCUGUCGACCCUACUAGAGAUACUGUGGAAGGGAGUUUUGGUGACAGAGUUGCAACACUGAAGACCAUUGGGUGGGAUCGUGUCUGCGAGUAUCAGCUAGAGUUACUGCUAAAGAAGAAACCUGCCUGCAUUUGCUAUGUUUGGUGUGAUCCCUUCCCCACGAUGAAUAUAUUCCAGGGGAUCAUAAAGACAAUGUACGUCAAUAAGAUGGUUAACUCUGGUUGCAAAGUUAAAAUCCUAAUGGCAGACUGUUUUGCCCAGUUGAACCACCAGAUUGGUGGCAAUCCCAAUAAAAUGCGAAAUAUUGGCUUAUACAAUAUUGAGAUGUGGAAAGCAGCUGGCAUGGCUUUUGAUGGGGUAGAGCUAGUGUGGUUGUCAGAUGAAAUAAGUCGCCAUGCCGACACAUACUGGCCACACUUGUCAUGGAUAUUGGAAGGAGAAACACUGUGACUGAAUUAGUAAGAUCUCUUCGAAAUAGAGAUCCGAUGAAAGGAUUAACUGCUGAUGAGAUUAUUAAGCCAUGCUUGCAGUGUGCAAGCAUGUUAUUCCAGAAGGUGGACAUAUGGCUGUUGAGCAAGGAUUUGCGUGAUGCCGCCUCGUUAGCUUCACGUUACUGUAAGCUUCUAAAAAGAAAGAAUCAGCCGGUUGCAGUGUUGCACCAUAUGCCUCCUAGUCUCUUACAAUACCCUGAAAGGGAAAUAAAGUUGCAGCCAGGGUGGGAUAUUUGCAUGGAAGAUAGUGAGGAACUUAUCUGUAGAAAAAUAGAAUACGCUUUCUGCCCUCCAAACGUAGUGAAAGAUAAUCCAUGUUUGGGGUACAUAAGAUAUGUCAUCUUACCUUGGUUUGGAAAGUUUGAUGUGAUUCGAAAGAAGGAGAAUGGUGGCAAUAAGACAUAUCUAAGCAUGGAGGAGCUUGCAGCUGAUUAUGUAAGUGGGUCUCUGCAUGCUUCUGAUGUGAGGCUGGCCCUUGCAAAGUCAUUAAAUGAGAUAUUGCAGCCUGUCCGUGUUGGCUUUAAAAGCAGCAGUGAAGCAAAAGAUGCCGUGAAAGCUAUGAUGGAAUGCUAAUUUGUAAUUGGGGUUCAGAUAUCCACACUUUGGUCUCAAGAGAAAGUCUAGGGUACCAUUCCCUCUGGACUUUUUUUGUUGGCGUUAAUGCUAGAUAGUGCAAAUUUGCACUAAUUUUUUUGAAGGAAAGUUGUGUAUCGUCAACAAGAAGGAAUCCAGAUGGCACUUUACCGUAUUUGGCCAUGUAAUAAACAACUGAGAAUUUACAAUUUUAAUUUUAUAUGAAGAUUAAUGCCUCGCUCCUGUUGUGAGACUGCUAGAGCCCAGAGGAGGUAUCAGAUUGCAACAUGUAAAUUCUAAAAGUUCUCUGGAAAUAGUAUAGUAGUUUCUACUCCUGGUAUCAGAAAUAGUAGUGCAUAUUCUAGGUUAACAUGACA